AACGUCUCUUCCGAAACAAAAUGAGCAAUGCUCUGCCAGAAAAGAAUGUCGUGCUGAGGUUUCCUCCUAUGCCGAAAGGGCAGGAAGAUAUCCAGGAAGAGACAUAUCAGCUCUUGGAGCUGCCUCCGGAGCUUCUUAAAGAGGUGGAAGCGUUGAAAGACAAGGAAGAUGGACAGGUUUUUCCUCUCACGAUAAAAGGCAGACCAUCAGACGAUGCUACGCUUUGUACUGCCGAUUCGACAUUUCUCCUCCGUACAGUGGGCAUUUCAAACUCCCUCCUCGUUUGUCUACCACCAUCGCCCAACGACCCAUCCUAUACACUCACCACUGACGAAGAAGAUCGACCUACUCUGCAAAUAAGAGAUAUAUGCCACCAGGUUCUCGAGUGCGUACCCGUGGCCCCAAACUUGGAGAGGAUUAGAACGGUGUUAAGGGCUUCCGCUUGGGAAGGGAUGGGGAGCGGGGGGUUGGGAAAGAGGAAAAGGGAGGAUGGAGAUGGACGGAAAGUGAAGAGAUGGACAAAGGAGCAGUUACGGAGUGUAGUACAGGCUAGUGAAGCUGAGUUGGAACAAGGAUUGAAAGAGAGGAAUGUGAUCGAGGUUGACGGGCGCAUGCUGUUACUUCCUUCCGUUCAUUUGAAGGAUUUCCUAAACAUUCUUCUUUCACUCCUUGCAAUCAAUUCCUCAAAGCCAGCCACUACGGCCCCCGCUCAAACUAUAAUCGCUGCUCUAGAAGAGUACGAUGUUCCUCCUUCUAUAUCAGUACCCGCCCUCAAUCUGUUUGGCACAGUGGAGGACGGACAGUGGACGGCCAACGUCGAGAGGAUGGUCAGGGAAGUAGGUCUGGGUAUUCUCUGUGCGGUCAAGAAAAAUAAGAAACGUGAUGAAUUUAUGUCGGAAUGGCAAGAGGAAGUAGGAGAGACAUGGCGUGAAUAUACGGAUCUCAAACUCCUAGAGGGCGAAUACAUCCUUUCUCCACCUCCACCAUCAGCGCUCUCAUUCGCUUCCCCUUCACCAUUACUGAGCUAUUUCCCCCUCGCUUCCCUGCCUCUCCAACCGGCCGAGCGGUUCGCCGAGCUUUUCCUUACCCGCCAACGAUGGCGUCCCGAGGAGAUGGCUCCUUUUCUUAGAGGUCUCACGAGAGACGGGGAUAGUAAAGGCAGGGAUAAGUUGGUUGCCAAGUUUGUCAGGAUAGUCAAGGAGAAAGAUGGGACAUGGUGGUAUCCUCGCAGAAGUGCGUGAUAAUGAUGGGUUUAUACAUGGAAUACGGUAUGUUGUAUAAAACUAUUUCAAGUGUGCUUGGUGAUUAUAUGUUACGAUUUGAGAGGAGGAUCAAAUGUUGGAGGAGGUCCUGAAGGUCCUUGGUCGUACGCGGCUGUUUUCAUGAUCAGCACAAGCAUCCUCAUCUCUCAAAAGAAUACUACUCACGCAAGUCUUCUUCAUCCCUUCCUCUCUCCUCAGCUCUGGAUCUCUCUCCCUCAAUAAUCUUCCACACCGCAUGUCCCGCCCCCUCCCCGACGAUAAUCUUGGCUUCCAAGACCUGGCCCGUGCCGGGAUCAGGCAGCGAGUUGGAUGACGGAGAAGGCAAGAAGGACAUACGAAUAUGGUUUGCGGAGAAUGUGGGAAGGUUGUAG
Messenger RNA from Cryptococcus deneoformans JEC21, 1633 nucleotides. Its product is annotated as expressed protein. Bases 21 to 1241 code for a protein of 406 amino acids. Gene Ontology annotation, cellular component: Ctf18 RFC-like complex; nucleus; chromatin. Gene Ontology annotation, biological process: maintenance of mitotic sister chromatid cohesion; mitotic sister chromatid cohesion. The record is from RefSeq and is a predicted model, not a curated record. NCBI's taxonomy places the organism in Eukaryota, Fungi, Basidiomycota, Tremellomycetes, Tremellales, Cryptococcaceae. The transcript has 4 exons.